CAACAGGGCCAGUUUGGCAACGUUGCUUCUAAACUCGUUUGAAAACGGAUGUUAGACCUGUAGGCGUUGUGAAGCGAGAAUCGACAGACGUCGUCCGUCGAGAGGCGAUCGAGCCAAGUGUCGCGAUAAAGUUGCGGGGACGUGAAAGAGAUGGUGAGAGCGAGCUGUCUCGCUUGCAAGAAUGCUCUCGCAACCUGUCCUGCUGCCACCCCUGGCAACCUGCCCGCCCGGCGCACACACACUUCAUCAUGUGACUGCGGGUUUGAAUCGACGGCGCGGCGGUGGAGACGACGAGUCAUCCAUCGCACACUUGCUGCGCUCGAUGUAGCGCUGAGGGUGUAGUGGUCAGGUCAGCGCCGACGUUCGAAUCCGGUGUACGUAUAUGGACGGGGCGGCGUGCGUGUGUGUGCGAGGCAGCCGAACUGGCUGGCCGAAUCCGUCCAAAGAGGCAGAGAUAUUUAUGAAAAAAUAAUACCACACCACUCGACUGUGUAUGCUGCUAACGUUUAGUCAUAUCAUUCAUCCUCUCUCGCGCGACUGGGUUUGUUUCAACCAGAAGAACUACAGUGCCAGUCAGUGUUGUGCUCAGAAGCCAGAAGACAGACGGACAGAAAGACACAAAAGCCAAAAUGAGUUUAAAUGGGAAACAUUAAUGUGCAGCGGCCAGUAUCACGGUUUCGGGCAGAGUUGUUUCGUUUUUCGGUGACCCAGAGGAAGGAAUUCAGUUUUGGUUUUUUUUUUUUUUUCGUUUGGAUGUGCUUCGAAGUGAAUAAUCAAGUGUAAACCUGUAUCAGACGGUGGCACUCAAAGUGAACUCGCAGUUCGUAUUAUUUUUUUUUUAUCAGUUUUACUCGAGACGAGUGCAGCGGCGGCAGUGGACACACACUGGGAGUUAAGUCCGCACCCCGCAUAAAGUGAAGUGAAACUCGAAAAAGUGACAGUACAGAGCCGAGCAGAGUGUGUGAGCAGAUUGAAUGUGUAGAAAUUACGAAAAUAAUUCAAUAAUGGCGCACGGACUACAUUCGAUGAUAAAAAGUGAAAUUGGUUGCGGGAGCGGUGGAAAGCCAAGGAUUGAACAACAUCAACGUCCGGGGGGAAGCAGCAGCCAGAACAACAGUUCGGGAGGAGCCGCUGGAAAGAUGGGUUCUCGAAGGAUUUUCACUCCACAGUUCAAGUUGCAGGUGCUGGAUUCGUACAGGAAUGACAGUGACUGCAAGGGCAACCAGAGAGCCACAGCCCGCAAAUAUGGCAUCCACAGGAGACAGAUUCAGAAAUGGUUGCAGGUGGAGAACAACCUCCGCUCGGCGGCAGCCAACAGCAGCUCAGGCGGAGCUGGCGCUGCGAUGAAAAUCAAUCUAAUGGGCAAUCAUCAGCCUCAGACCGCUCCGCAGGCACAGUUUCCACUGCAUCCGCACCAUCUCCAUCAGCACCGACACAUUCACCACCAGAAUCUGAAUUCCAUCGAACUAAAAGUGCCUCUGGAUUCAGCUAGACACCGCGUCGCUCAAAACGCCAGUAAUAACAACAACAACAUCCUCGGCAACGGCAAAGAGAGCAGCGCUUGUAUAAUAUCGCCCGUUCCCACUCACACUUUGGUAGCGCCAUUCUCGCAUCCACACCACGAAAGUUCGUCGUCGUCAGCAAGUCUAUCGGUACUUAAACCGCACAGCCGCGGCGGCGAGUCGGAGGCGGUCGCCAUGGCGGUGAGCCAAGUGCAGCGGCCCAACUAUUCACCCGUGUCCGGUGAUUUUCCAGUCACCCCGACGCCGACUCACCCCUUCGACAGGCUCAAUCUGCUCGAUCCGUACUAUCAUCCGUAUCAUCUCCCCUACGCCAAGUACGCGAUCGACUGUCCGAUCGACCUUUCGCUACCGCAACACUAUCGCACCAAGCUGGAUCAAGCUCUCUCGCCCUGUUCGACCAUCUCCUCGGUCUACUCAUCACGGCCACGAUCCAUCACCCCAUCGGCCCCAGUGGAAAUCAAAACCGAGAAGCUUUCCUGCGAUCAACCCGCAGCAGAAGACUACGAAGCGGUCGAUCUCUCCUGCCGAAAGCGCAAAACUUCCUCCCCGAGUGAUGACGACGCAAGCCCUCCCAAAUCCAUCAAGCUCUUCAAACCUUACCUGCUGGACGAGAAAGACGACGACAAGGACUCCACAAUCGGUUCCCCGGUUCCGACGGGGAGGCCCGAUUACCCGAUCAUUUGGAACUUUCAUGCCCAGCAGCGAUACUACGAAGGUCUGAUCGAGUUCCACGGAGGAUACCCGCUAAGCCCUCCCUGUAUCCGCCAACCGCUAACUCCGAGCCCUAGGACUCCGUACAGCGCCACCUUGUCCCCUUCCCCGCCGAGCAGCACCCACUGGGCACAGCCACAAGCCUCCCCCGUGUCCGGCUACGACAGUUCUACCUCGAUCUCGUCCGUCUACAGCAACGAUGGCGACGCCGACGGCUACAGCUACAACCUGGAACUGCGGCAGCAGGCCAUCGACAGCUACUACCACGACGCCAGCUGCCGGGGCGAUUUCCGCGCCGUCGCCUCCAAGUACAACAUCAACCGGAAGUACGUCGAGAAGUGGCUCGCCCAGGAGGAUCAUCACGCGCUUCCGGCGGCACCACCGCCACCACCAACACCGCAACAGGUCGUCGUAGGGUAAGCCCAGAAAUCGCCAUUUUAUGUCAUUCAGAUUGAACACACACACGAGUAUAUACGAUUAGAGUCCUGUGAUGUCCUUCUUCGGUGUUUCGGGGUUUAAAGAGUUCCGAACCGAUCAUGUAAUGGUCGGUCGGUGACCGAAUUGUUUCAUAUUUUAAUCUGAUUGAUUGGUCACAGUUCGGAGGGACACCUCCGAGUCCACACAGGGACUAUGUUGGAAAAACUGAAAUGUGAUAUUUAUAACAUAUAUACCUAUACAUAUACAGACAGCAGGAAGUAGAUUGAAAAAGCGCGUAUUUUGCAGAGUAGGAAUUUGCCAGGAUUAGCAGCUAGCGGAUUAACGUCCGAUAAAUUAUCAUCGUCUUCGGGCAGGAAACCAUCGGUAAAAAGGUGUGAAAGGACAUUUUCGGAAAGGUACAUUUUGUAUUUCACUUGCAACCUGUGGGAGGUACCCGGAGCAGGUCUCCGGGCGUUGUGGGGAAUUUCGAACUGUUAAAAUCACUUGAAAGAAUAAAUAUGCUAAUUUUGGGACCGGAGAUCAGGCAAAAAUCUCGCCUUGGUGUGUCGGUAAUUAGCAUAACAAUUGGUUUUUAUUAACCGAACUGCAGGGAUUUGGGAACCUGUAGGUGGUCCGACAGAGAGUGCGAAUGAGAAGAAGCGAAAGGAAAGCUAACAUCGGCCUUUUGUCACAGGUGUUGCGGCCCUCUUCUAGAAUUAGAUAGAAGGUUCCGCCCCCUGAGAAUUUUCAAACACCUUCCAGGAUCGCAGGUAGUUCCUUGGCGGUUAUAUGAUCUCUCCCUUCUCGCUUUCUCCCAGUAUCCUUGCACUGGAUUGUCUCUGCAAGUCCUGAACGACCGUCGUGCACACAAAUCACAGGUGCCAUAUAGUUUCUAGGCUUUAUUCUGUUUUCAUUUCCCUCUCUAGCCGAGCCAAGUGCGAAACUGGGGGCUGGCAUAUAAUCUGCUGCACCGGCGGCAAUAAUAACAGAAGCAAUAAAAGCAACACCUUUCGCACUGCGAUCUUUAUAAUCCUUGGAAUUCCCCACAAUCCCGCUUUCGGUUGAUCACUUGGCAGCAUUUGUUUACCCGCAGAUCACCUCCGUUUCUCCGGCACAAAUGUCACUCCACCCGAUACCACAUGGACGCUCUUGCGCGAAACAAAAUGGCCGCCUUGAACUUACCGUUCCUCGCAUGAUGGCGGCCGAUUGCGUCACUUCGCCAAUAAUCGGGAUCUCAAUCCAUGCGCGAAGUCACCGCCGGCUCCGAUUGCUCCACUUCUUCUGUGUGCGCAAAAGCGCUGAUUGCAACUAAUUUUAGUCGGACGGACGACUCUGAUUGAACAACAGUUUGCGCAGAAAAAGGAAAAAUAAUGCGCGCAAGAGGUGUCACUAAUUACCACCGGUGCCAAGCGAGCGCGUGUUUCGGCGUGCCGUGUCAAGUUCGUCACUGUUGUUGGCAACCGAACUGUUUGCAAUUGUAACAAGAUUUCCCAAUCCUUUUGCAAAACGUCUUUUUUUUUUCGAUCAAAGCCGGUGGUGAAAAAGCAAGCUUGUACCUUUCCGACGGGUGUCUUCCCCCUUCGCUCCGAGAAAAUCAUAAUCAAAAGAUAUCGUAGUAGGCCAGGCAAACAAAAUCCUAAUCAAAGCAAACAUAUUUGUGAAUAUCAAGUGCCUAAUUGAGAUGGAAGAAUCAAGCAAAAUAAUCCCAUACAAACAAAAACACAUUAUUAGAAGAAAGACUAGUUAGAGUUACAAAGUAAAUCAAGUGCCAAUACAACAAACAAAACAAGCUAAAACCCAGCUAGUAAUACAUAGAAACACACACACAUACUAGAUAAGCAAUCCAGUUACAAUACUUCAGUUUGUUAAGCAUAGCUUCCCCAAGCCAACUUGAAUUGUAAAUAGCCAACUCACAAGUGUCAUCCCCCUUCUAAGAUUUCCAUUGAAUUUCAUUAAAGUUGUAAACUCAUUCACACAUAUCGUAUCGGGAGUUGAUUCCCGGUCAGCGCUGUAAAAAAGAAAAGAAGAAACUAACUACAUUACACCCUUACACGAAAGUAUACAGAUUAUUUUGUAAGAGCGGUUACAUGUACUAAAAAGAAAGCAAGAAAUGUAUAGAUUUCCAGCCAGAUGAUUUGUCUCAGUCUCAGUUUUAGUUUUAGUAGUCAGCCAGCAAAGUGAACUCUAUAACAGUAGUUUGUAAUUUUCAUCAUAGAAACACACACGACGCAAACAUGCAUACAUUGAUUGUAUAAAGUGCAAGCAGCCAUAUUAGCGAUGAGUGAGCGGAUCGGUUUCGAAUGAGUGUUCACGAGUUGAGAGUUUGUAGUUUAUGGAGAAGAUGAGAAGAAAUAAUUCGUUGUAGAUUAGGCUAGCGUUUAACUAAGGCAUGCAAGUGAGAGAACUGAGUAAGAAAGCAUAUUGUAUUUUCUACUAUAUUAUACAGAUUGAGAACGGAACGGUCUGUUCUUUUUAUUCGAUGCGGAGAAAAACGUUAAGAUGAGAAAUAUAUUAUAUAUUAUGAUAGUUGUAAACAUUAUCAUAAACAAUUAAAAACUA
Molecule: messenger RNA, 5210 nt
Organism: Aedes albopictus (Asian tiger mosquito)
Lineage: Eukaryota; Metazoa; Arthropoda; Insecta; Diptera; Culicidae
Gene: brk
Exons: 1
Coding region: 975-2654 (559 amino acids)
Source: RefSeq, a predicted model, not a curated record